GCAAGUCUCGCGCCCGCCCGUUGUGCGCGUCCGCUCACGGAUUUCUCCUUCCAGCCGCGUCGAACCUGGGGAAACCAUGUCGAGGGUGUACAUCGGACGGCUGAGCUACCGAGCCAGAGAGAAGGACGUCGAGAAGUUCUUCAAGGGCUACGGGAAGAUACUCGAAGUCGACCUGAAAAACGGGUAUGGGUUUGUUGAAUUUGAUGACCCCCGGGAUGCAGAUGAUGCUGUGUAUGACCUGAAUGGCAAGGACUUGUGUGGGGAGAGGGUUAUUGUGGAGCACACAAAGGGACCUCGUCGAGACGGGAGCUAUGGCGGAAGGAGUGGAUAUGGGCGCGGGGGAAGAGACAGAUACGGCCCACCAACACGGACAGAUUACCGGCUCAUUGUUGAGAACCUUUCCAGCCGCUGCAGCUGGCAGGACUUGAAGGACUACAUGAGACAGGCAGGGGAGGUGACAUAUGCCGACACUAACAAGGGCCGGAGGAAUGAGGGAGUGAUCGAGUUCAGGCUCUACUCUGACAUGAAGAGGGCCCUGGAGAAGCUGGAUGGCACAGAGGUGAACGGCAGGAAAAUCCGGCUCAUUGAAGAUCGCCCGGGUGCAAGACGCCGCCGCUCUUACUCCCGCAGUCGCAGCCGAUCCAGGUCCCGCUCCAGGAGCCGCAGGUCACGCAAGAGCCGCAGCCGUAGUGAGAGCAGCAGCCGCAGCCGCUCCCGCUCCAGGGCUGCUUCCCGUUCCCGUAGCCGCUCCCGUAGCAAGAAGACUAAGAACAAGAGCAAGAAGGAGGACGAGGAGCGCAGCAACGGUGCUCACAAGGGCAAGGAGGGCCGCGGCCGCGACGAGGCGCGCAGUCGCAGCAGGAGCCGCAGCCCCAAGAGCAAAAAGAGCAAGAAAGAAGGGAAGAGGAGCCGGAAAGAGGAGUCCAGGUCCAGAUCUCGCUCUCGCUCCAGAUCUCGCUCUAGGUCAGGGGUCAAGGAUCGCUCCAGGAAAUCAGGCUCCAAGGGCCGCGAGCAGGCCAAGAGCGACGAAGAGGGGGGCGAGGCCGAGAGGGGCUCACGUUCCCGCUCCCGCAGUCCCCCUGAAGCCAAACCCAGAGCCAGGUCUAAAUCAAAGUCCAAGUCCAAAUCCCACUCCCCCUCACCUGCCAAAGCCAGCUCCCGCUCCCCAUCCGUUUCCCGCUCAGAGUCCCGCUCCAAAUCCCGCUCCCAGUCCCGUUCUCGUUCCCGUUCUCGAUCCUAGUCCUGAGUUUGGAGCGUCUCUCGUGAGCUCUUAUCCCAACGUGUCCCCCUGUUCUCCAAUUACAUUCCCCAAAUCCCACGAUCCUGUUCUGGUCUCUUUUUGUUUUUUGAUAAAUAGCUGUAGAAUACCAGGCACUCAUGCUCAUUGUGUCCUUCAUGCGCAAGCUUUUCCAGUUCAUUUGAUUUUUUUUUUCUCUACGUAUAUUUUCAGUAGAGCUGUCUUUUAUGGAGGUGUUUGUAAAAUAACAGGGUGCAAUCUCAGUUUUAUAAGUUUAAAUGGAUUGAAUUAUGCUAUAGUAUGUGUCUUAGCCUUUUUAUCACACAUGUAAAAAGCAUACUGUUCCUCUGUGGAUAGGCUGGGUAGGGGUGUUACUCUCCAACAACCCCUCGCAUUUGUGAAAUCCUUCUAUCAUUUUAUUUCGGAAUAAAGAAAUGUGUGAUCUGGA
Messenger RNA from Myripristis murdjan (pinecone soldierfish), 1685 nucleotides. It is a transcript of the gene srsf4, whose product is annotated as serine and arginine rich splicing factor 4. The transcript has 6 exons. The coding region runs from base 77 to 1240 and encodes 387 amino acids. The record is from RefSeq and is a predicted model, not a curated record. Gene Ontology annotation, cellular component: cytoplasm; nucleus. Lineage: Eukaryota; Metazoa; Chordata; Actinopteri; Holocentriformes; Holocentridae. Gene Ontology annotation, molecular function: mRNA binding.